Molecule: messenger RNA, 1548 nt
Organism: Durio zibethinus
Lineage: Eukaryota; Viridiplantae; Streptophyta; Magnoliopsida; Malvales; Malvaceae
Source: RefSeq, a predicted model, not a curated record
GGAAAGUUAUGGCUAUUUCGUUGCUUAUUACCGGGAAACCAAGUUUAUAAAUUGACUAGACAACCCCAGUUUUUCUGUGACUUGUUGAGUGUUAGUGCGCUCCUGUGAUUUUUACCCUUUCUUUUGAGCAUUUUUAUACCUUUCUCUCUCUCUCUCUCUCUCAAGCCCUUUGCUUAUUUAAAAACCUGCCCCUUGCUGUUUUUCCAUACACCUAAGAUCUCACAUUGCCAUCUUCUCUGUUUUUUCUCCUCUGUUUUGUUCUCUACUCUGUUCAGGUAUCGAGGCUAGACAUUGAAAAUUAGUUUGAUGUUUCUUUGACAACUAGAUGUAGUAUAAGAUUUUAAUGUUUUUGCCUAUCUGGUUCUGAAGUUUUGAUUUUGGAUUUUGAAAUUAUAUAGACGAUAAGCAAGAAGAGUAAGAAGAAUGACUAACCAACAAAAUGUGGCGAUUGUUGAUGUGAAAUCGCUUGGCGUUAGGAAUGUGAUGCCUCCAUUAUCUCUGCCAGUGGCAAAGUCCUUUCCACAAGACCUUAAGAUGCUAAGGAAGAAGUGGUUUGAUACUGAGAAAGGAGGAGCUAAAAUCAAUGCCUGGGUGGAUUCUAUGAGAGCUUCUUCACCUACCCAUAUCAAGUCUACUGCUUUCAUACCUGAAACUGAUGAGAAAAGUUCCUGGAUUGUUCACCAUCCCUCAGCUUUGAGCAUGUUUGAGCAAAUAGUGGCUGCUUCAGAAGGAAAACAGAUUGUGAUGUUUCUUGAUUAUGAUGGCACACUGUCUCCAAUCGUUGAAGACCCGGAUCAAGCUUUCAUGUCAAGAGAGAUGAGAGCAGCUGUAAGAGAUGUCGCAAGAUAUUUUCCAACAGCUAUAGUGACCGGAAGGUGCCGAGACAAGGUUUACAGCUUUGUAAAAUUAGCUGACCUUUAUUAUGCUGGUAGCCAUGGUAUGGACAUCAAGGGACCAUCCAAAAGUUGCAAAUACAAGAAAGGUAACCAGGGAGUCCUUUUCCAACCUGCCAGUGAAUUCUUGCCCAUGAUUGAUGAGGUGCACAAAACCUUGGUAGAGAAAACAAAAUGCAUUCCAGGAGCCAAGGUGGAAAAUAACAAGUUUUGUGUCUCCGUACACUUUCGCUGUGUUGAUGAAAAGAGUUGGGCUGCAUUAGCUGAGCAAGUAAGAUCAGUGCUCAAUGACUACCCUAAGCUUAAACUUAGUCAAGGAAGGAAGGUAUUGGAGAUCCGUCCGACCAUCAAAUGGGACAAAGGAAGAGCCCUGGAAUUUUUGUUGGAGGCACUAGGAUUUGCCAAUUCAAAUGACGUUUUGCCUGUCUACAUUGGCGACGAUCGAACCGAUGAAGAUGCCUUUAAGGUUUUAAGUGAUAGAGGACAAGGGUUUGGGAUUCUUGUUUCCAAAGAACCCAAGGAUACAAAUGCUUCCUAUUCUCUCCAAGAACCAUCUGAGGCAAGCAACAUUACUAAUCUUACCAUGCAUGUAAAGGAAUUUUUGCGACGUUUGGUGGACUGGAAAAAACUGUCACAAGGAGAACAUGCACCAUGA